CGAGGUCGUGCUGAGUGAAAUGUCUUUCGCGUGUCGCGUGUAAACGUAUAUUGCAUUUUGAUUUAAGAGCUCAGCUAUGUAAUGCUCCUAAAUUUUGAAAAUUUUCGCAUUAGCUGACAUUUUACUAUGAGAUUUUUAACUUUGUUUAACAUGACGAUGUUGCUAGACCUGGAUAUCGGAGUAGCCUAUUGACAGUCGACUGCUGACAAAAAGGGGUGUGGGGGUUAAAGCAAAUUUGUAAACAAAAAAAUCAAUUGAAUCUAUUUGACAUCUUAUUUACAUUUGUCGUGCAUUCAUUGCUGUGGUUUCGGUGGUAGGGCUUCUACGUUAGUUUCCUACAGAUAUUUCCCCUACUUUCUCUCAAAUCAGUCGUGAACUGAGACUGAGAGCAGGCUACAAUGGCUACAUUUGAAGACAAGAUUUUGGGUGAGAAACUUCAUUGUUAUUGCAGCAGCAGUGAAGAUGAAAAUGACAAAGCAGAGUCUGGUGAUGAAGAAUCAAAUACCGGAGCAUCUGGAAAACAGUCCCCUCCAUCUUUACCACAACCUGAAGCUUGGUCUGGGUCCUCAACUAAUACCGGCCCAAAGGGUGUCAUCAAAGAUUGGCAGCGAUUCAAGCAGUUGGAAACAGAAAAGCGUGCUGAACAGGAAAGGGAAAAACUAGAGCUCUUGAAGAAAUUGUCCUUGACUUGCCAGACUGCCCUUGAUGAAGAAAAGGAGAAAGCUAAAGCUGAACAACUGGAUCCUGAUUUGAAGGAACUUCUUGAAGACAGCUUCCUACUUCAGUAUCAAGAAAAAAGGAUGAAAGAAAUGCUUGAUCAAUAUAGUAUGCUUCCGUCUUUUGGCAAGCUUAUUACAUUGAAAGACAGUGGAGAGUUUUUGGAUGCUAUUGACAACGAAAACAAGGCAGUGUCUGUCAUUAUUCACAUUUAUGAGAACAAUAUAGCAGGUUGUGAGGCAAUGAAUGGCUGCCUAACAUGUCUCAGCGAAGAGUUCCCAAAAGUCAAAUUUUGCAAAAUUUUCAGUUCAGUGGCUGGCAUGAGCCAACGUUUCAAGGCUGGUGGUGUUCCAGCCCUGUUGGUGUACAAGGGUGGACAGUUAAUUGGGAACUUUGUUAGAGUGACAGAUGAUCUUGGUACUGAUUUUUUUGCUGAGGAAGUUGAAGCAUUUCUGACUGAACAUGGUGUGCUUCCUGACAAAUCAUGCGUGCCAAAAAUAAUUCAGCAAUCUUCACAGAAAGAUAAUGAUGACGAUGAUGAUUAAUGCAACAAUAUCAUAUUGAAACACUGAUGUCUGUAGACUGAUUGUAUUGCACUUUAUCCUUCUUUCAUCCCUCAUGUUUUCCAAACAACAUUUAAAUUUUACUCAGAACCUGUUUUAUAUUUGCUUUGGAAUUGAUUUUAGUUGUUGGGAAAGAACAAGUAUUACUUAAUGGUAGUGUGUGGAUUUAAUUCUAUAUUUAUUAUGCUUCAUUGCCAACUUUUGUAUACUCAUAAAUAGUUGUAUAGAAUUUGCACUUAGUACUAUGAUCACAAUUCUAACAUUCAAGACCUGUAGACGUUUGUGCUUAUACUGUGCUUUUCUUAAUGGAAGUAUCUGGGACACAAAAUGUAUGUCAGUUUGGGUAUUUUCUGGGACCAAUUCCUGUGUAUGAAACCAAAUUCUUUAAUUAGGCUCUACUUAAGGUAUUUAGUUAGUGUAAAACCUAAGUUAUUAAAAGGAAUACUUCAAUAUUUUAACUGGUCAAAAGAUCCAAUUUGUUUGUUAAAAAAUCUUUUAUUUAAAUAUGUGAUGAAAGGAUAAAUUUUUUAUCACUGCCGUAAGCAUAAUACAAUCUCUUUAGUACUGUAAUAUGUGAUUACCUGUAUGUGGACUAUUACUUACUCUUGUGCCAUCUUUUGUACAAAUUUUCUAAAAUUUAUAGGCAAAUGCCACUAGCUUACUCUUUGAUACUGGAGUAGUUAAAGUAGCUCAUUGAGGAACAAUUAUUUUGUAGUUUUUAUUUGUGAAUUUCUUUUACAGUUUUAAUCAACGGUAAAUAAGGGACUGUCUUAAAAGAGGACCAUUGGUUCUUACACCUUGUAUUUCCUGUUAGUUUCACUCAUAGCAAGUGUCUUGUCAAUUUCUACAUUUGUAAACAUUCUGAUGUUUUAAUACAAGUACUCUUCACCUGAA
This is a messenger RNA of Frankliniella occidentalis (western flower thrips), 2174 nucleotides long. Its product is annotated as phosducin-like protein. Gene Ontology annotation, biological process: regulation of G protein-coupled receptor signaling pathway. Bases 399 to 1262 code for a protein of 287 amino acids. NCBI's taxonomy places the organism in Eukaryota, Metazoa, Arthropoda, Insecta, Thysanoptera, Thripidae. The record is from RefSeq and is a predicted model, not a curated record. The transcript has a single exon.